This is a messenger RNA of Anopheles merus, 2567 nucleotides long. RefSeq lists its product as uncharacterized. NCBI's taxonomy places the organism in Eukaryota, Metazoa, Arthropoda, Insecta, Diptera, Culicidae. The transcript is spliced from 5 exons. Bases 191 to 1933 code for a protein of 580 amino acids. The record is from RefSeq and is a predicted model, not a curated record.
CGUCUCCCAGGUCAGUCUUGGCAAGCAGUUCGGUGUGGGCUGACGGGCAGAUUUGGUUGGGGUCCUUUUUGGUGAAAUGUCUGUCAUUUUUUUCGGUCUAUAAUUACUUGAAAAGAACCCAAAUUUACGUUGAUCUAAAUUGUGCCGUGUUUCAAAUUGUUCGAACGAGGGUUUGGUUUACUUCUUCUAAAUGGCGAAGAAGGGAGGAGUUCAGCAACUCCAGACAGAAAUCAACACCGAUGAUGAGUUUGAAAAAUUUCUCGAGCGUGAUGGACUUUUGGUUUUGGAUGUGUACACGGAAUGGUGUGGACCGUGCGUGGGCAUGAUUGGAAGUCUGAAGAAAAUCAAGCUGGAACUCGGCGGUGAUAAUUUGCAGCUCGCUAUCUGUAAAUCAGAUGAAAUCGGUGCCCUGAAGCGCUUCCGGAACAAAAGUGAACCCACGUGGCUGUUUGCUUCGCACGGCAAGAUCGUAAACCUGAUGUUCGGUACCAAUGUGCCGAAGCUGAUCAAUCUCAUCACCGAAGAGCUGGACAUCGAGCUGAAGUGCCGGGCGGGCGAGCUGGAGCGCACCUACUACGAGCUGUGGGAGCUAACGCCCGAGGAGCAGGCGCGGGAGGACGUGCGCCAGGAGCGGGAGGAGGAGGUGGCCCGCAUCGAGAAGGAAGCGGCCGCCAAGAAGCGGCUCGACUACAUCACGCACGUGACGGACGAGAUCAUGGGCAACAUUCCGGACAUGGGCAUCACGCUGUUUAUGCCGCACGUGCACAAGGACGUGUUCAAGAAGCUGCACGAUCACGCCGAAAAGCACGACCUGCACAUGAAGGAGAAGCGGCUGGUGCACCUGAACCCGAAGAUGCUCGAGGUGCUGCACUUUGAGUGCGAAAACCGGCUCGCGGACGAUGUGUUUGAGCAGAUCUACUACAAGGACAUCCAGGCGUACGUGUGGAAGCUUACCGAGGGCGAGACGCGCUCGCCGGAGGAGGUGAUCGGGGCGUUCGUGAAGAUCAUCACCGAGCCGGUCGAGGUGCUGGACGCGGACGGCAACGUGGAGAAGGUGAUUCCGCGCAUGAUCGAGCCGCUCGAGAUGCUGUACAGCGCGAACGACGGCACGUGGAAGAUGGUGUCGAAGCUGCCGCCCCAGAAGAGUGCCAGCUCGAUCGCGACCACCAACUCGUCCGAUUCGUCCCAGAACGUGUCGAAGGAAACGUUCGACGAGGAGGCGUGCCCCCGGCUGAUCAUACCGGGCGUGUGGACGCCAACGAACCGGCGUGCAAAUGCGGCUCUAUUCUAUCUCCUGUUCCGGCAUCUAACGGAGCACUUCCUUCCACCGGAUCCGGUACCGGAACCGCCCCACAUUUGCAUGGUGUUUGACGCGUACAAGAAGCGGGACGUGCUCGAGGUGGCCAUGAACGAGAAGUACAAAACGCAGGUGAUGGCGUUCGGGUACUUCAGUACCGGCGAUCCAAAGACGGCCGAACUUAUCGCCAAAACCACCGAACGCUACACGACCAAACGCCCCAACGUGAACGACAAGCUGAUCAUGAAGGUGUCCAAAGCGACCAGCCACGCGAUGCUUGCGCUUACCGCGAUGGGUCCGUGCUACGUCAGCCAAAAUGCCGUCGAGGGGCAGGAGGAGUGUGCGGCACUGUUUCCCCCCAACUACAACUUCGUCGAGGAGGAGAACGAAACGGGCGAGGUGGAGAAGAAGAAGCACAAGAAGAAACGGCGCGGCAAGAAGAGCGACACGUCGGUAUCGUCGGCGACAGAUUCGGCCAUUUCGACGACACCGUCAGCGGAACCGGGUGCCGACGGGCAGGGCGAGUUGGGCACGAUCGGGGAAGGUUCCACCGGUGAGGAGGGUGAGACGACGUCCUCCUCGCAGAAUUCGCCUGAAAAAACGGGUGGCGAUCCGGAGGAGGGAGCUCCAUCGUAAAGCAAUUUCAUCGAAUUUCUCAAGAAACACAGAGGAGCGGCAUAAUCUUUGUUUUAUAAUUCUGUUUUAAUUCCAAACCAGUUCUUCUCACGCUAGCAGCAAAGCGCUACUACGCUCAUUAGCAUACCUUUACGCUCACAGCUAAAAACGCAUAAACUAAAAUUCACUCUAUCUUAAAAUUAAAAUCUGCGUACACAUGAACUAGAAAUGUUACUGUUGGCCGCAAACUAAAACCGCAAAAAAAGAAAAACAAUGCAUUUGGAAUGGCAGCACACACGAUGAAGCGAACGAAAGGGCAUUACGGGCGUACUCUACGUGCGCAGUACGCGAACACGCACGAACCCUGCCUGGUAGCCGAUGGCGUAGUACGCGUACGACGUGGUGUUCGGAUUCCAGCGGAUCUGGUUCAGCCGGACGGCGGGAUAAUGGCCGAGCUUGCCGCGUCGCCACGUCUUCAGAUGAAGCGAUGCCGUGUCCAUAGCGGUGGGAACCUAAAGAGCAUAACAUAAAAGAGAGGGAGAAGAGAGAAUCGUGUGAGUGAUAAAAGCACGUUCAAGGUCAAUAGAAGUGGCUUAGUGUUAGUGGUAUUUAAUGAAUGAAUAACAUGAAUAAAAUGAGACUUAAACAGCGCUAA